AUGGCCGCCGGAGCCGCAGCACACCCGGCCGACGCAGGUGGCGCUGCUGGGGCCACGUACUACUACGUGAACACGGUGCCGUUUGCCGCCUUCAUCGGCUUCACGGCUUCCAUCAAUAGUCGAGCCAGCGAGAGCGAGCAGCUCGCCACGUACUACUUGCUGUCGCAGGCCAUCGGCCCCGGCAACAGCUGGGAGCUUGUGGCGAGUCCCAGUCAUGGUAGUGGACCUACCCGCGUUGAACACCUCGAUCCAGCUAACCGAAACCGUUGGCGGUCGUACGGCUACGACGAUGCCGACCUGGAGCGCUUUCUGGACGCCGCCGCUGCCUCUCUGCGGUCGGAAAAUAUCGCAACUGAUAUUCGUUCCCGGGGGGGGACAAAUCUCACCUCCGUCACCUGGCUGGCUGGCGUCUUGCUGGGGGCCCAAAACACGACGGCGGCAGAGGUGCGGAAGAAAACCAAGGCCAUGUACGACGCCUUGCUGGCGGGCAGCAAUCGUACUGCGCUAUUGAUGUCGUACUUGGCGUCCAUCGGGCAUGCCCCGCACGAGGAAGACAGUAUGGACGAGCCUGGCGGCGGUGGAGGUGGCGGCGGGGGGCGUGGGGGUGGGGGUGUGGCGUGGGGGGAGGCGCUGGCAUUGUCGCUGGUGGCGGCGGCGGUGCUGGCGGCGGCGAUGGUGGGGGUGGUUUGGUUUCUUCGGCGACAUCGGCUGCGGCUGCUGAGUCGUAUUCGCCGCAUCACCCCCCCGGGUCCCGGGCCUCACACGACUUUGUGUGUCACUGACAUCCAGGACUCCACGCUGCUUUGGGAGCGGUUGGAUUCGGAGCUCAUGGAUUGUGCGCUGCGGCUACAUAACGCAUGUCUGCGUCAUUGCGCCACGGAGUAUGGCGGGUACGAGUCGGCCACGGAGGGUGACUCCUUCGUGUUGGCCUUCCACACCGCCCAGGCCGCGCUGAUGUUCUGUCUGACGGCGCAGGAGGAGCUGCUGCACGUGGACUGGCCGGAGAGGCUGCUGCAGGAGCCACCGUGUCAGCCGGUGUGGGUGUGGGACCCCGCAGAGGCGGCGGCGGAGGCGGCGGCGGCAAGGAGUGGGCCUCACCACCACCGGGGCUCCUCCCGCGAGGGAUCCCGGGGCCGCAAGACAGCGACACUGCUGCAGCGCCUCACAAACUCCCCUGGAAUCUACAACAAAGCUUCGUCUUCGUCUUUCACGGCGGCGGCGGCGGCGGCGGCGGCAGCACCACCUCCGCCGCCGCGAAUGGCUACCUGCCCGCCGUCUCCGCACCGCGCGGUGGCCCCCUGUGCGCCGCCGCUCUCAUCGGCUCCGUCACCAGCGCUCAUCAUCCGCCAGGGCAGUAGCGGCAAUCCAGGGAGGUCUGCGUCUGGGCUGGGAAUGGGGAUGGGCGGGGUUGGGGUUGGUUUCGGAGGCGCCUCUCCGUUCGCAAGCUGGGGGGAUACUGUAACAGGGCCCUCACCGUCAUCCGCGGGCUGGUUGAGGGCCAUCAGCGACUCGGAGGCGGAUACGUCCGACCCGGACCUCCCGGGCGGCGGCGCCGCCGGCGGCGUUGGCGGCGCGUCCGUUUCCACCACUGCAGCUGAACAGAAUGGGCGCAUUGUGCGACAGCAGCAGCCGCAGCAGCCCGGGCGGCUGAGCGGCAGCGGCGGCGGCGGCGGCAGCAGCGUCGUGUCCUUCUGGAGCGGCAUGCCGCGCAGCUUCCUGGUACGGCACCAGCCCGGCCGCGGCGGCCGCUCCACUGCCGCCGGUCCUGAUGCAGCUGUCGCUGGCCCCGUUAUCAACGCCGCCGCCACAACCACAAACGAUACCGUUGCCGCAGCGGCCACGGCCGCGGCGGCGGCCACGACGGCGGUCCUUACCUCCGCCACCCACUAUCGACCUGCUUCAGAGCCUUGUGUGCACGUGGUUGGCCCCCUAGCCCCGGCCGCCGCCGCCGUCGCGACAGCACAUGCUUCCUUAAUGUCGAAGGCGCUGACGGCGGCGGUGGCGUUGCCAGCGGCCGCGUUGACGGCAGCGCAUCGAUCAAAGACGGUUCCAACACCCACAGGCUGUCGUACCUCGCACCGGAAUCCCCCCGCCUCUUCACCGUCCGUUCCAGCUAGGAUUGCCAGGACAUCGGGCCCCCCCUCGCGCCCGAGGGCGGCUCCGGAGCCUGCAGUCGUCUUCGUGGAGGAGUUGCUGAGCUCCCUGGCGGCGUACAGCACACAUGGCGGCGGCGGCGGGGGAGGUGGAGGCGGCGGGGGAGGUGGAGGCGGCGGGGGAGGUGGAGGCGGCGGAGGAGGUGGAGGCGGAGGCGGCAGCAGGGGUAGCAGCGGCGACAGCGGCGGCCCAGGUACCAGGAAUCCUACUCACGCGCCUCCGCUGCGCUUCAGCAGGCAGGAGCCCCAUUCCGUUUGGCAGUUCAUGAGUUAUCAGAGCGGCGCACCGCUGCGCUUUGCGCUGGGGACAGAGAGUGCCGCUGGCGGUGGCGGAGUCAUCGACGGCACCGGCGGCGGUGUUGCAGGGGCUGCUGGGUCGCCAGCGGCGGCACUGGCGGCACUGGCGGCGGCGGCGGCGGCGGGAACGGGAGGGUCUGUGGAGGAGUGUGCUAGCCGCAUGCCUUCCGCAGCGGCGGUAGCAGCGACUGCGUCCGCGGACGCUGCUCUGGGAUCUGCCGUACCGCACGAGCAUAUCUCCAAUUUCCCUGACCUCCUCUCCACUACAGGAACGGUGCUCCCCUAUCGGGACUUCACCGCCAGCGCCAGUGCAGGACCACCUGGCAGCGGCGGCGGCGGCGGCGGCGGCGGCGGCGACACCGCAGCCGCCGGUGCGCGGAGCAGCUUGGAUUCGGAUAUAGAUCCAAACGCGAUCCUGUGUUCUACGCCGGAUAACGAUCAAGAUCCAGAUAAUGUACCGCAUAUCGUGUUGGGCAUGGCGGCUGCCGAGCGUGAAAACAGCCUGGCGGCGGCGGCGGCUGGAGCCGUUGUGACGUUGCGGGACCGCCUGCUGUUCCGGGGGCUGCGUGUACGGAUGGGUUGUGCCAGCGGCGUCGAUCAUGCCGUUGAGGUGACGUACAACAGCCGCAUGGCGCGGGUCACCUACACCGGCCGACCUGCCGCCAUCGCGCGAACCGUUGGCGGCGCCGCCGCCGCCGGCAUGGUACUGCUCUCCGAAAGCAGCCACGCACUUAUCACCGGCCCAACUCUGGAGCAGUACGACAUGGAAUGGCCUUCAAUACCAUUCCUCAGUCGCGUGCCGCAAUGCGUCCAUCUGAUCGAUCCCUGCAGCGGCCAUUGCCGCAAUACCUUGGCUCGUCGUUGUUAUCCGGCUUGCAGGGCGUGUGUCUGCUGCGGCGGUCGCCAUGGCGGUGGCGGCAGCGGCGGUGGCGGUGGCGGCGACGGCGGGGGAGAUAGCACCGUGGCGGGGUCAGCUUCUGCUCGGCCCUGCGUGACGGUGUUUUGGUACGGCGGCUGUGUACGGCUGGACGAGCAGCUACCUUCCCUGGAGGUCUAUCAAGCGGCCACUCCUGGUCAAGCGCUGCGGUGGGCGCUGCUGCCGCCUCCCACUGCGCGCCUCAAGCUGGAUCCCUUGUCGGGGGGUGUGCAGGUGAAAGAGCGGGGACAUGGGGGUGGGGCUGCCCUUGUGGGCAAUCUGGCCGUGGCGGUGGUGGCGGUGUCGGCGGCUCCGGCCCUCGCGGGGCUCCAGGGAGGGGGUCCCGGCGACGGUGUGUGGCGCGACGCCGCCCUCACCCUCUGGACGGAGGCGGCGCGGCUGUGUAGGGCGGGAGGCGGCUUCCUGGCUACGAGGCGCUCAGCGGUGAUUGGCCUCGAGCCGGAAGUCUUAGCGGCGGCGGCCCCACCAGCGGGGCUUCCUCCUCCCAAUUCCUUCGAAGGUUUCCUCGGCGUGCGGGCCGCCCGGCUCACGUCGUCCUCUUUAGGCGAAACUGGAGGUGGCGGCGCUGGCGCCGGCAGCACCGGCGGCGGCGGCAGUCCCGGCGCUACGGCCGAUGCGCAGCAUCUGGCACGUCGGGCCAGCAGCGGCAAGAGCAGCGGUCGAAGUACCCCCGCAGGCCCCGGGAUCCUGAAGAGCAUCUCGGGGCUCUUACCGGUGUUGUUACCCCGCGCCCUGCAUCACCGACAAAGCAGCGCCAGCGGCUCCGCCGCCGCCGCUGUUACCGCCGCUGCCGCUGCCGCUGGGCAAUCGUCGUCCUCGGCAUUGCCAUUGCACGUGAGCACGCCCUGCGGCGCGCUGUUGUCAGGUCCGGCGGCGGUGGCGGCGGCGGCGGCACCCGCUUCGGAGCUCUCGCUAGGUCCCGUCCCGGUGUUGCCGCUGGUGCUGUCCCCUGUUGGGCGCAGGGGUUGGCUGGCCUCUGUUGAUGAUGACGUGCCGCGCUUGGAGCUGCAGGUGCUGGCGGUACAGGCGCCCAUGGAUGUUGCGGCGGCGGCGGCGGCGGCGGUGGCGGCGGUGGCGGUGGCGGAGGUGGCGAUGGCGGCGGUGGCGGUGGCGGAGGUGGCGAUGGCGGCGGUGGCGGUGGUGGCGGCGCUGCCGCCGCGGCCGCCUAAGCAGCCGUCGCCGCGGACACAACGGCUUUCUCGGCCCCCCCCGGUGGCGACGGCAGCAGCCCUGGAGUCCGAUCCGGGGGAUGCCAUUGAUGCGACGAGUGCAGCGGUGCAUGAAGAGCAGCAGCAGCAGAGGCCCCCGUCGCGUCCUAAAAUCGGUGCUGGCGGAGGUGGUAGACAGAACGGCAGCUGUACGGGAUCGGCAUGUUCGCUGUCGUUCACAUUGGCGAGGUGCCGGGCAACCUUGCACCAAGCAAGCUCCGAGGCCAGCGGCGGCGGCGGCGGCGGCGGCGCUGCGGGCCCUCCGUGGGGGCAAACAGGGGAAGCUGCGGACACGGCGCCAGAUACGGCGGCAGCUACCGCCGCCGCUGCUGCCGUGAUGGCGUCGUACAUCUCCCGGUUGCGCCGCGCGGCGUCUUGUUCCCGGGAGGCAUCGCUGGAUGACAUCGCUCUGCGUCCGGAGGGGCUGCCUCCGCAGCUGUUGGACGCCCUGGUGUGCCGCGGACCCCGGCUGCGAGCUGGAGUGGAGCUGGGGCCUGUGUCGUUGGAGGUAAACGGGGUGACGGGUUCACCCAGGUACGUGGGUCCCGCCGCCGCCGCCGCCACCGCCCUGGCGCUCGGCUCCCCAGUGUCCAGGGUCCACGUCAGCUCAGUGGUGGCCACUGCGCUGCGGCAGAAGGACGUCGUGGAUUCCAUCGCUCCGGCGGCGGCGGCCGCAACCGCCGGGGUUGCUGGCGGCGGCGGCGGCCGUGCUGGCGGCAUGUCGCCGGCCGCUUGGGGAGCGCGUUCCGGGCCGCAGCCGCCGUCGUCGUCCCAAGUGAAUAACGUGCGGCCUUCGACAGCUGCCGCUGCCGCUGCUACUGCCGCCUCCCCCGCCCCCGCCGCCGGCGCUUGGGUGCCUCCUGUUUCCCGUAUCUCCCGUGUGGUGGUGCAAGCUGGAAAUGAUUCGACUCGCGAGCUUCUGACGGCUCCUCGACCAGCACACGUCAUCACGCAUCCGUCGUACCUUCGCAAGAAGGGUUAG
Messenger RNA from Volvox carteri f. nagariensis, 5577 nucleotides. RefSeq lists its product as uncharacterized. The transcript is spliced from 15 exons. The coding region runs from base 1 to 5577 and encodes 1858 amino acids. NCBI's taxonomy places the organism in Eukaryota, Viridiplantae, Chlorophyta, Chlorophyceae, Chlamydomonadales, Volvocaceae. The record is from RefSeq and is a predicted model, not a curated record.